This is a messenger RNA of Amyelois transitella, 8195 nucleotides long. It is a transcript of the gene Sec24AB, whose product is annotated as protein transport protein Sec24A. Gene Ontology annotation, biological process: endoplasmic reticulum to Golgi vesicle-mediated transport; COPII-coated vesicle cargo loading; intracellular protein transport. The coding region runs from base 182 to 4051 and encodes 1289 amino acids. Gene Ontology annotation, molecular function: zinc ion binding; SNARE binding. The record is from RefSeq and is a predicted model, not a curated record. Lineage: Eukaryota; Metazoa; Arthropoda; Insecta; Lepidoptera; Pyralidae. Gene Ontology annotation, cellular component: endoplasmic reticulum exit site; COPII vesicle coat. The transcript is spliced from 16 exons.
UCUAUAGAGGGCGCUGUCUAUUGCUCAGCCACGUAAGUCAGGGUCGUAUUUUUAUUCUUGAAAUUAUUUUAAUUUCGUUUCUUCGCUAUAAUCCUGAAUAUGUAAGAGUGAUAUAACAAUCCAAUAGUGCGUGUACAAUUUUCUUGUGUUACAACUCCAUCCACACUGCGAUUGUCAAGACAUGUCUAACUUGCCACCGAACCCAUAUAAUAUCCCGGGGGCGCCUCCUACAAAUGCGAAUCCCGGACCGCCAAUAUUUAGUAACAACCCUGUACCAAUGAACCAAUUACCGCCGAGUUACCCUGGGCUUAAGCAGGACUCGAAUUCUAAUAGCCCUGCCCAUGGAGUUCAAAACAGUGGAAUACAUAACGUGAAUCAUUUGAAUCAAAGUUCUAGUAGUUCUCCUGCAUUUAAUCAUCCUGGGAUGAUGCCCCCACCUCAUCCUGGACCCGAGUCAUCACCUGUAAGACCUCCCUUAAAACCUUUAAUGGCCCCAAGUCCAAACAUGCAGCAACCUUUCAAUUCAGCCAGUCCGAGAACAGUACCUAAUGCUAAUCCAUCUCCAACACCUUAUCUGAACAACUUUCCACCGCAGCAACGUCAAAUUAAUGACAAUGCACCACCUCUCAUUCCUUCUAGUCAAUCAAAUCAACCACUUAAGAAUGGGCCGCCCGCUUCUCAAACUCCAUCUCAAUAUCCCACAUCAUCAAGCUCCUUUAGUCCAGUACCACCAAAUAUGACACCAUCUUCAAGUGGCCUUCCUCCAAUCAAUCCUGCAUAUGGCCCACCAUUGGCUAAACCUCCCGGCCCAGGACAAGUGAACCAGCCAAAUGUGUCAAUGCCUGGUCCCCAGUUUUCAGGACCUCUAAGGAAUAGUCCUUUGAUCCCUGGACCUACAAAUGGACCUUCUAGUAUCAGUGAUUAUCGCAUGCCACCAGUGUCUGGGCCUCCUUUGGGCCCUCCAAGACCAGCAGGAGUUAAUGGAACACACUUUACACCCCCAACAUCUGGUUCCAAAGUCGGUCCAGGGAGUAAUUAUCAAUCUGACGCAAUGUCUUCAGUAAGUGGCCCUUCGAUGGUGCCUCCAUCGAGUGGCGCUCCUAUUCAGUCAUACCCAGGCCCUCAAAGAAAUGGACCAUCUGGCCCAGGGCAGCCUAUGAAUACUUCUGGGCCAAUGCCACCACUGAACAGUUUUGGUGGACAACAAAAUUUGCCUCCAAGAUAUCAAGCAACAGGGCCUCAAAGUUUACCUCCAAUGGGACAGAUGAAUACACCAAGUGGACCACUAGGGCCAUUAAAUGGACCUCCAAAAGGGCCAAUUGGUCUUCAAAGUGGGCCAGCGACCCCUCCUAAUGUUUCUAUGGGCCUUGCAAGUGGUCCUAUGAGUCCUCCAAGUGGCUAUAUGGGCCAACCAAGUGGUCAUAUGCCCCCUCACAGUGCAAGUAUGGGUGCAAUGCCACCUCCUAACAGAACUAUGUUGCCUCAAAGUGGACCACAAGGACUUUCUAGUGGACCACAAAUGCCAACAAGGCCUCCUGGACAUCUUAAUGGCCCUCCCGGACAACCCAGCAGCCUUCCACCAGGACCCCCGAGCAGCUUACCUCCAGGCCCUUCAAUGGGCAACAUGCAGAAUCGAUACCCACCAAUGCCACAAGGCAACUUCCCUAACCAGCAGCCAAUGCCCCAAAAUAUGGGAAAACAAUAUGCUCAGUAUCCAAAUCAAGGCUUGACUCAACAAAUGGGCCAAUUAAGCGUCACGAAGCAAGGUUUCGACCAAUUGUGGGGACAUCACAUGGUGGAUCUGCUUCAGUGCAGGCACAUAUUGCCUGAGUACCCAGAAGACCCCCCAGAAAUAAAGCUUGGACAUCAGUUUGCCGAUGCACCUAAUUGCAGCCCUGACAUAUUCCGAUGCACCAUCAACCGCAUACCAGACACAAACAGCCUUCUACAGAAGUCGAGAUUACCACUGGGAAUUCUUAUACACCCCUUCAAGGAUCUCAAUCACCUCCCUGUGAUUCAAUGCUCGACGAUCGUGCGUUGCCGCGCGUGCCGCACAUACAUCAACCCGUUCGUUUACUUCGUCGACUCUAAGCGGUGGAAGUGCAACCUAUGCUAUAGGGUCAAUGACCUGCCAGAGGAGUUCCAAUACGACCCGGUGAGCAAAUCGUACGGCGACCCAUCUCGCAGGCCGGAGAUCAAAUCCGCGACCAUAGAGUUCAUAGCGCCCGGAGAGUACAUGUUGAGGCCGCCCCAACCAGCUGUGUAUCUGUUCCUGUUCGAUGUGUCGCAGAUCGCGAGGGAAUCCGGGUAUUUACAGGUGGUAUGUGACACCUUAAAGUCAUACUUGGACGAGUUGCCCGGCGAUGCGCGUACGCAGGUCGGCUUCAUAUGUUUCGACGCGCACAUACACUACUACCUGAUGGGCGAGGGCCUCACUAGACCAAAAGAGAUGACUGUGCUUGAUAUUGAUGACGUAUUCCUCCCGUCCCCGGAGUCGCUGGUGGUGAACCGGGACGAGCGCCGCGAGCUGGUCCGCGAGCUGCUGGCCGUGCUGCCGCAGCGCCACGCCGCGCCCGGCGCCCCCCACGCGGCGGCCGCUAGUUCUGCGUGUGCGCUGGGCGCCGCGCUGCAAGCUGCUUACAAGCUGAUGGCUCCCACCGGAGGCAGGAUCACUGUCUUCCAAACAUGUUUGCCAAACGUCGGGCCUGGAGCGUUACAGCCUAGAGAGGAUCCCAACGCCCGAUCGUCCAAAGAAGUAGCUCACCUGAACCCGGCCACGGACUUCUACAAGCGGCUAGCGCUGGACUGCAGCGGCGCGCAGGUCGCCGUGGACUUGUUCCUGCUCAACUCGCAGUACUCUGACUUGGCCACUCUCAGUGGCAUGAGUAAAUUCAGCGCGGGAACAGUGUACCACAUACCGCUGUUCCUCGCGUCGCGGCCGUGGCAGGCGGAGAAGCUGCGCCGCUCGCUGACCCGCUACCUCACCAGGAAGAUCGGCUUCGAGGCGGUCAUGAGGGUGCGGUGUACCAGAGGCAUAUCGAUCCACACGUUCCAUGGCAACUUCUUCGUCCGCUCCACGGACCUGCUGUCGCUGCCCAACGUGUCUCCGGACGCGGGAUUCGGCAUGCAGCUCAGCAUCGACGAGGCGCUGUCGGACCUGCAGCAGGUCUGCUUCCAGGCGGCGCUGCUGUAUACCAGCAGUAAAGGCGAGCGUAGGAUACGAGUACACACGUUAGCGCUACCUAUCGCUAGUAACCUCACGGACGUUCUGCACGCGGCCGACCAACAGUGUAUCAUCGGGCUACUAAGCAAAAUGGCCGUGGACCGCUGCGCGUCGGCGUCGAUGUCGGAGGCGCGCGAGGCGCUCACCACGGUGGCGGUGGACGCGCUGUCUGCGCACCGCCUGGCGCAGAACCUGCCCGCCGGCGCCGCCUCCGCAGCCCUACAUGCGCCUGCGUCGCUGGCGCUGUUGCCGUUGUACCUGUUGGCGCUGUUGAAGAGGAAAGCCUUCCGAACCGGCACUUCAACGCGUCUCGACGACCGAGUGGCCGACAUGUGCGACAUGAAAACUCUGCCACUAUACAUGCUCCUGCGCGCCGUGUACCCCGACCUGUACCCCGUGCACGCGCUCGGCGACCACGGCGCCCGCGACGACGAUGACACGGCGCCUGAUCCGCCGCGGAUGCAGCUCUCGGCUGAGAGAAUAAACUCGAACGGCGCCUACCUGCUCGACGACGGGGAGACCAUGAUUAUUUACGUCUGUCACGCCGUCAGCCCCGCCUUCUUGUCGGACACGUUCGGCGUCGCCGCUUUCAGUCAGUUGCACGACGAAAGCCGAACAUUGCCGAAGAUAGAGUCGGAAGGAAACGCCUUGUUGCACGCCUUUAUAGACAAGCUGAACGACGAUCGGCCGUACGCCUCGAAUAUACUAAUAUUGAAAGACAACUCGCCAUCCCGACAAGUAUUUACUGAGCGUCUCGUCGAAGACCGCGUGGAAUCCGCCUUCUCCUACUACGAGUUCUUGCAGCACGUGAAAUCGCAAGUGAAAUGAGUGUUGGGUGAGAUUCGAGUGACUUACAAACUGACUAGAGGCCAGCCCUCAGUGAUCUUUAGGUAAUAAUGGCGUUGUCGCCGACUUUGAUACGUUCGACACUGCCCUAGCAUUGAUAUGUGAUGUUGAUAAAGCAAUAGUGUUAAUUAUGUAUACGGAAAGAAUCACAUAGAUUUGAAAGAGGAGGUGUUAUAGGAUAUUUACUCAAUACUAUAUGAAUUUUGUAAUUAAAACUGACCACUGAAUAUCCGAGUUCAAUAAGAAAAUAUUCCUUUUGCAUAAUGAUUUAUUCUCUUAUUUAUAUUAAGCCUAUCGAUAGGCUAUCGAUAGUUGGGUAAAAGCAAUAGUAUUGGUAGGAUUAUCGAUAGUAUCCGAUAGUGGCGAUACUAUCGAAAGUAUUGUAGUCUACGAUACCAUUGUAACAAACUGAGCAGUAGAUUAAUUUCGACGUCAACUAUAGAUAGUACAACUAUCGAUGAUAAAACUAUCGAUAGUUUGGCAACGCUAAAACAGGAUGAUCUGACCUUAUAUUAUUAUUGGCUAAUGAUAAAAUUUUGUAAAAGAAGUAAUUUUGCCUGAAUUAAAAAUGACAUAAUUAUUGUUUCACCAUGACGACAUGUGUCCUUUUAAAAAUAAAUGAUAGUUGAAUGAGGCUUACUUUUUUAAUAAUUCCAAAGUUGGUCGAAUUGGUAUUACUUUAAUUUUUUAGGCAAGCAAGGUAAAAGCUCAAGGUAUUUCGUGUCUUGAUUGCAUGCCUUAAAUCAUGGUUUAGGCUACAUUGCGACCACAACAUAGACAUCAGAAGACAAUAGAAAUGCUGUUAUAUUUUACUUGAAACGAUAAGAAUGAUGUAUUGUUCUCUUCUAUAAAACGCAGUUAUCUGCGCAGUUCUCAAUUAAGUCUAAGGAAUGAGAGGCGAUAUGAAAAUCUUAAGGUUGAAACGACACAUUCAUGAGAACAUUCCGCUUACUUACAGCGACUAUAGUCUUACAUUAUUCCAAAUUCUAUGAGUCAAAUUGAUAACUUACUUUUUCGUCUAAGCGUAUUUCCGUUCACAUCCAAAGGCCGGAGUCCGCUAUUUCUAUCCUGUCCAAAGCGAUUUGACGAGGUUAUUUGUUUUACUUGUUUUAAAGGGAUAGGCUUAUAAACUUGGGAUUCUCCUUUUAGGCGAUGGGUUAGCAACCUGUCACUAUUUGAAUCUGAAUUCUAUCAUUAAACCAAAUAGCUGAACGUGGCCUAUUGGUUUUUUCGAGACUGUUGGCUCUGUCUACCUUGCAAGGGAUAUAGACGUGAUUAUAAGUAUGUAUGAAAUUGUUUAUACACAGAGCGACUCUGUCUGACCUCCGUAACUUAAAAGAAAACAAUAACCAACCCUAGAAUGAGUAAAUGUGCAUUGGUUAUACAAUGCCUUAUCCCGUAAUGGACUUUUACGAUCUGCACGGGAAGAAAAGCAGGCACAGUCUUUGGUUUUGUUUCGCUUCCACACUAGCAUGAAGACUAAUUCUACCUUACUAUACAGAAUUAAUUGUGCUUAUCCAUCAUUUCCCGAUUUCAUACAAGAACCCCAUAAGGAUUGUGAAAUUUGAACCCAAUAACGAAAAAUUGUAGAAUAAUAAUUUUUUAGGGAAUGGGGCUGUUAUAAAAGUUAUCUCUUAUUAUUUUAGAAGCGAUGUAAAAAGUUUUGAAACUAUGUUAUUGUCUAAAUUACCAUUUUAAGUACAGUCAAAAAAAAAAAGAUAUUAAUAACAUGUCACGCAAUGAGAGAUUUUCGAGGCAGAUGUCCGUAUCUCACUCUAUAGCUCAGCAAUCCGGUCCACUAGCAUCCCAUCCGCAUGACCCAUACCAUGUAAAUCCCUCCUUGGCAAUAGUUUGGCAGCUGUGGAGGGCUGUCCGUUGAUGUAUCCCAAUGGUAAUUAAGGCACAGAUCUCCACAGCUGCAGCCAUCUCACUCUAGAACAAAAGGUACCAAAGGGCCUCUUCAUGUUGUCUUCAGCCCCAUGAACGCCUCCCAAAUGACCGGGUUCCAAUGGGCCCGUGCACAUUUUACAUGUCACGUAAAAAACGUACAAAACAACAACCUGACAAUUAUUUUAUACUGUAACUGCUACCACUAAUAUUUUCAAUAUAUGUAUGAUUUAAAACUCAAACCAUAAGAUACAAUUUAAAAAUGUUAUCUGUAAGAUAAACAAUUGUGACGUCGUAUCGUUGUGUUCGCCCCUUCGCCCUCUUCCCCGCGCGGGGAAAUGGACCCUCUCUUUUGGUAAUUACAAUUGUUUUUUCUUUGAAUAAGGUAACAAAUAGUCCUAAUUAUCUAGUUACAGUUUGUUGUUCUGAGCCCGAGACAUGGAAUAUGUAUUGUAAAGAUAAUAAUAGAUAAAUGCAUUCUCUAUUAAGAUUAUAAGCCUUAUAAGCAUGUUAAACAUAAAAAGCAGUUGAUAUGACGUGAUAUCUCGUCUGUACCUACUCACAGUAUUUGUCAUUUUCUUAUCUUUAUUUGUAUUAAAUGUCAUUAAACAAUGUCUAGGGCAUGUCGCUACGAAUGUAUAUCGAUCAAUUCCAAGCGACGCAAUAAAGAUUAUAUUUUUAUUGUAAUUCGGUAUUAGGUGUACUAUAUGUUCGAAAAAUUCAUGUAUUUAUCAUUACUUGAUAUUAAUUGUGUAAAUUGGUAGGUUUAUUUAUGAAAUUUAUAGUUAGAAAUGUUUUAUACUGGAACGAGCUCGGGUCUUGUCGGGUUGUUUUAAGGAUUAUUACACACGAUAUCCCGGUUCUAGAUGUAAUUGUUAAAGUAAAACUUGAACACACUUGCGACACGAUGCGACGCGACAGAAUGCGACUAAGUAGGUAGUUAGAGUGAGAAACUAUGUCGGAAAGUUCGCAGUCUUUUUCAUAUAAAGUUGAUUUUGUGUCGCGUCGUGUCGUAAUUCAGUUAAGAAAUUAAGAGAAACGCAGCACGCACGUUUAUUGUAAAAGGAAGUGGUACAUGUUUAAAAAGCUAUACAUAAUUUUUGUGUUUUAUCCACAUUUUACGGACCAAAAUGAAAUUAUACUGAAGAAAAGCUAUAUAUUUAUUGUUUUGCUUUUCUGACCACUUUAAAUAAUUUCGGAAUUCUGUUUUUUUUUGCUAAUAGGUUUCAUGGUAUGUAUCUUCAAGAAAUGCCAUUAUUUCUCUAGCUUUUUAAUGUGCAAAUAUGUUUCCAGUUAUAAACUAUGGAUUGUUUUUAGGAAAUUGUAAGAAAAAUAUAAGGCUAAAAUUAGUUUUACCGAAUAGGCGUGUAAAUUAUGGACAUGAAAAUAUGUAGAUAUAUGUAGAUCAACAUUUUGAGAUUUUUUUUAUUGUCGCCAAAUGAAGUAGAUAAGGUGUCAUUUAUCGUAAAGAUUGCUAUGGACGGCAAUUUAGAUAUGAAGAUUGAAGAAGUAUAAUAAUACUUUGAAUUUAUAUACAUUCAGACUACCUACUCUAUUUGGUCCGGUUAUGCCGGAUAUGAAACUAAUUGUGCUGUUAGAAAUGACAACAUUUGUAAAGCACUGGUAAUCCUUUGGAAAUUAACCAUGCAUUAAGAUCCGCCCAAGUUCAACUUUGUAUCCUAAACUUUUAUUUUCAACUUUACCUGGUCCUGCCCCUUAAUUCGUAAACGUUGUCAAGUAAUAUGUCUAAUCUUCCCUCUCUGUCUAAUUCUGAAGUUGAAAAAAAAAUUAAAAGAGAUAGAAGAUGAGACAUGUUCUCUACGUGAAUAUAUCCCCUGGAUGCGUCUCUUAGCUUUCGAAAGCGAUUUAGAAAAUAUAUGAUGUAAUAUUGUACCAUAAUUUAUAAUUUCACCACCAUUUGAACUAUGCCGAGUGCAAUCUGCAAUUCAUUGUAAUUUUACGUUCAUUGCGUAUUUAGCAUGCUGUAUUACUAAUGUUGAAAAUACAAAAACUGCGUUGGACAUCAUGCUUGCGCACACAAAUUAUAAUCACUAUUUCGUUCAGAAGUAGUAAAAAAGUAUUAAUAACAUUUUUAUUAUGAAAAAACUUAAGCAUGAUCUCCGUGCGGAGGGAGGCCUGUGUUACUUGUUGUAUAAAACUGGAUAUUGUUUUAACUGCACUGUUAGCGGACUGAACUGAAAGCCUUGUAACUUGUUUCAAUAUAACGAAUCUAAAAUCA